GGCAAAGAAAUGUACAAAGAUUUAUAACGCAUGUGCACAGCUUUGUAUUGUUUUGCUCGUUAAACCUUUUGUUUGGUGACGUUCUCGUUACCGUCGUCGUCGUGGUUUGUUUAAGCUCCCUAUUAAUAUAGAAAGGAAAGCUUGCCUUGCCAACGGCGUUUGACAAGUUCUCACAUUCACCGUAUUUACGAGAUAAAGCACCGCCCCCGAUUAAACGCCGCAUCGCAUGAGAGUAGAAAUAUUAAAAAGCGCCGCAUUCUUUCACAACAAUGCGGCGCUUAAUGAAAGCAUCAUCAGACUGACUUGUUUGAGGAGUCAAUCACAAACAAGUGCGGUACAAUUCAAUAUAAACCAGCCUCGGAAAUGCAUUCUCUUGUGGCAGGAGUACAAUGCAUAUUUUCAGUGAGUGGUGUCUGUUUCGCACCCACAUAGUUCGCACCCCUGAACUCAUUAUAAACUGUUUAUUUAGAGUUCGCCUUCACCAUGAGUGGAUUAAAGAACGAGAAAUAAACAUGUUUUGUUUGAUUUUGUUUUAUUAUGCUCACAAUGUUGUAUUUUUUGCUCGGUAAGAGAAAGAUAAUUUGAAGAACUUGAUUGCUAGUUGGGUGGGUGUCGUGCCUAACCCUCGUUCCCAGGCUCCUCUCCCCACUCUUCCAUCCUCCUUCAAGAAAAACGAAAGUACCCUGGGACCUGGCUGAAGUCCACAUAUAUGGCGCUCGCGGCUGGUUCUGGGUAACAACAACAAAUGGCUGACAGAAGGAAUUUUGUAGGUGCGAGAUUACGGGUUACAACAAGCGAAGGGGAAUACGAGGGAACGGUCCACAGCAUAGAUGCAGAAAAGAGAAAGCUUACGUUGACUAAAGUGAUCUCUUGCAGUACUGGUAGAAAGCUUCAUGGUUUUCAUCACUUUUUUGGUCAUGAGCUGAAUACCUUGGAAUUACUGGAAGAGGCCAAUAACAAUAUUUCACAAGAUGAACAGACAGAAAACAAAAAUAUUAAUCAUGAUACUAAAGAAGAUGAAAGAAUACACAAGGAAAGUCCUGACACUUCGCAGCCUAAUCACUCAGUGCCAAGGUCAUCCAAACCAGAUACAGGAUAUGGAGGAAGAGGGAUAGCCAAGGCAUUUAAAGAUGCUGGAAUAGGGAUAAAUUCAAAGUUGGGUGUCAAGAAGACAGCUGUUUCCAGUGGAUCUCUUUCAAGAGAUGUGAGUGACGAUGGUGACAGUCUGCUGAAGAGGCAACCUAUCAUAGCAGAGAAAUAUCUUUCUGAUGUGCAUUCAGAUGAUGAUGAAAAGGAAAAUAUUAGUCCAGAUGAUCUACCUGCCAUUGUACCCAUCGAUACUUUUGGAGAGUCAUUUGAGGAAGCAGUGAAAUUCAUCAGCAGACAGAGAGUUAUAGGCGUUUGCUGUGAGGGUGUUAACCUUGGUAGACUUGGGAAACUUUGUUGGCUAGUAAUUGGUUGUAGUAAGGUUAUUUACUUGUUCGAUGUUCUCACUCUUGGAGCUCCUUGUUUUGAUGAAGGAUUACAAGACAUUCUUGAGAGUGGUGAUAUAUUGAAGAUAUUCCAUGACUGCAGACAAGCCAGCGAUGCCUUGUAUCAUCAGUAUCACAUCCGACUUAUGAACGUGUUUGAUACUCAGGUAGCAGAUGUUAUUAUUUACAAGAAUGAAACUGGAGGAGAGUUGCCCAGAUAUGUCAAUGGUUUAGUAGCUUGCUUGUAUGAAUACCUGAAUUUGUCACCAGAGAAUGUUAAUUUCCAGAAAGUGCGUCAGAAAUAUAUGCAGAGAGGUGCAUCUAUCUGGGCUGAAAGACCUACACCAGCUGCUCUUGUUGACGCUGCAGCUAAGCAUGUGAUGUACCUUCGUGAACUGCGUCUUGCUCAGAUGGAGCGUCUUAUGGUUGAAUUUCUCCAUGGAGUUGAUAUUUACUUGAGUCUCAACAGAGAUUCCAACGAAACGAAUCCCAAGGUGAAAGGCCAGCUGCUUCCUGCAAAGUUCCGAGAGUUAAACCGGUUUAAUUACCGGCAGCGCUCAAGGAGGUACGACGGAGACUUUCACGAAGAUGCAAGGGAAGUUGUACCAGAGGACGUGCUUGCCAGUCGGAAGGCCUGGCACGAGGGAGAUCAAUUCGCGCAAGAGUAUGAGAAUAAAAAAGGGCGUGUGAAAGAAAGACAGUUUGAGCCUCCUGAUCCAGUCCCCGCGCCACUUAACCCAGGCUUCACUCUGCCGAACCCAGUCCCCACCCCGGUGGACAGGCUACGGGAAUCAGUGCGCGAGAGCAUGAGUGAUUCAGAAGCAAGCACUGCAAGUAUGGAAGGCCUUAGAUUCAAUAAGAAACCAAUAGCAAAAGGAAAAGCGACUGCAGUUCCCACUGUCAAGUCAACUCCUGGUUCAAUUCCAUCUCACGAGCAGCCUGUCUUCACAGAGAAGGACUUCCCGCCGUUGAGUAGUUCCGAGUCGGAGGGGCCGGGGACGCCUCCACGACAAACAUCAAUGAAAAACGCAAGGAAACAGCAUUCUGCGAAUUUACAAGCCGAGGGAGGACUGGAGAGAAACGGAAUUCACUUAGAUCGCGGUAUGGAGCCUGGGCUCCGGUCUAACUCGCCGGAGGCGCAACUCCUCUCACUACAACGCGCCAAUGCGCUUUUGAGAGAAUCCGCUUCUCUGCCUGGCCGUGGGCGCGCCGGUGCUCUGUUACGUCACGCAGCUCUCCCGGCGCUUCGGAUGCCAGCUGAGGAUAACUCGCCGGGCUAUCAUCGUUAUGAGCCAAGCGGUGCCCAGCGUUCUGACAGUAGACGCGAUGAAUUCCAUUUCCCAGCCGAUGAAGAUCUCUUAGCUGCCCCGGAGAUUAUUCCAGUUCCUAACCAUCACAUUGUUGGAGGAACCCAAGUAAGGAUCAGGCAGGCGUGACGCAAGGGAUGGAAGUUUCGCAAGAGCCCUUUCGUUGUAGCCUUAGCAGGUUCCUAGGAGGUCAAAGUCGUCUGUCGUAUUAAAUUUGUUGUGUUACUUUUGAUUUCAAAUUGUGGAUGAUAUUAUCGUGUCUUUGUCCAUGCCAUCAUUGUCAGACAUCAAUUGAGGAUAAUACUACUCUAACUCUUCUUCGCUCAUGUGUACUUCGCUUGACAUGAGCUUAUUGACAUGAACAUAUUGCUUUUGCAAGGCCCAUGUGAUUAGUAUCUGUUGAUUUUGCUUCAAAUGGGAACCUUUUAUGCGAGGCAACCUCGCGUGCGUAGAAUUUAGUGUCGAAGGAUUGCGCAUUCACUGAGCGCUUUGUGCGAAAGAAAACGACGUUUGGAAAUUCAGGAAUGUGUGAAAACAGGCGUGCCACAACGUUUCAGAUUUUCCUAUUCCACUUAAUUUCUUAAGGGGACAAAGACUUAUCGACAAGCCACGCCCCUAAGACUACAACAGAAGGACCUGAACAAUGACUCUUUCGCAUGGUAGAGUCAUGGUGUGUUUUGAUUAUGUUUCCUCAAAAAUUCACUCAACCCAGCUUUCAAAGCAUACACUAGAGACAAAGAGAAGGAAGGCGUUUCGGUUGAUCUGUGGCGAGAUCUAAGAAGACCGAAACAUGGCGAAGAUAGUGACGAUUUACAUGAACCUCUGUUUAAUAAGAAACCGCCAGAAAGCGAUGAAAAAUAAGAGAGAGUUACUGCGUUUGGGAGACGCGUGUUCGCAUGUGGCAUGGCGGCUAGUUUCUAGUUGUACCACAGGCAACCCAGUCUCGCUCUGUAUUCAGAAAGAGUCCUGUGGUCAACCGUUCCGAGCGAGGCUUGAUCAUAAGCUGCUUUGUGGAAAAUCUCAGUCUUAUUUUUCAGCCCUUCUUGGUGGUUAGAUAGUGGUCGUGUGACGUUUAUGUUAUUCUGUAAAUAAAUUAUCGGUGUGUUAAAUGAUAGUUACAAGCCUGGUGGAGGCGAUGGAUCAACCAACCUCGUUUCCAGGGUCUCUCUCUCCUCGCGCCUCUAUGGGUGCAAAGAGAGACCUUGGGAACGAGUUUUGAAUCAAGCUCCAUUUACGGCAGUUCUCCGCAUAAGCGCUCGUAUUGCUUCCGAUUCUGACUGACCAAUCGGGAAAUAGCUCGGGUGCUUCCGACUACUCCCGAAGUGUCCACGUCAGCACGGUCCCACGAGGAUACGUCUUGGUGGUGUUCCACAUCGCGGGCGCAGUCCAUUCUUAGAGGUGCCAACUUUGCUCCAGGUCGCCAGACAGGCUUAGUUAAGUCAAAGGGUGUAGAGGAAAUAGAAGCUAAAAUAAAUUAGAUAAUUAAAUGCUAACCAGAUAACUAAUCAAUGCAUGUCUAUAGAGCGGUUUUCAAUUGAGUUUCCAAAGUAAUCAGGCAAUUACUUUGGUUUUGGUUUUGGUUUUACUACAGUUCAAGAUUGGCCGAGUGGUCUAGUUUAUAGGCAAUUGGUUUGGUUUUGGUUUUACGACACUCAAUUGAAAACCACUCUAAACAUGGAUGAGUGUUAUAACUCAAAUGGUAGAAUCGGUGGAAAAACGUUACUGGUUUUUUUUUUUUGAGUGGUUUAGUAUUAACGGUGUUUAUGAAAGUGACACAAACUAACACAUUUGCUUGGGCAUAACAGCAGUAGAGAGGUAGGUAAGAUAUGACAAAUCCCACUGUUUUAAACGGAGUAUUGCGCAUGAGAUUAUUAAUUUUUCUUGAAUAAAAAUGUUUUUCACUGCUUA
Messenger RNA from Orbicella faveolata, 4687 nucleotides. RefSeq lists its product as uncharacterized. Lineage: Eukaryota; Metazoa; Cnidaria; Anthozoa; Scleractinia; Merulinidae. Gene Ontology annotation, biological process: piRNA processing; nucleobase-containing compound metabolic process. Gene Ontology annotation, molecular function: 3'-5' exonuclease activity; nucleic acid binding. Gene Ontology annotation, cellular component: PET complex. The record is from RefSeq and is a predicted model, not a curated record.